AGAAUGACUUCUCUUUGUUUUUCCUUUUCAGUUUUAUCUUCUCACUGAGCUGAAGUUGGGAAUUUGGAGUGUGAAAAUGGAAGGCAAUGUCCAGAGGAGAUUGAAUUGCGUUUCUCGUCACCUUUUAUCGCCACCCGAUGUUGAUAAUCUUACACUGUACCCGGUUUUAGUGAAAGGUGAGCAAGCAAAAUAUGAAGAGGGAGACCCAGUAGUGAUAGGAGGCAUGGUAUUAGAUAUUCAUGCCACUCCUUCAAUGCCUCCAUGUCCUAGAACCACCAUUCCUGGCAAGGUCCAAUAUGCACUUGGAGGAGUAGCAAGGAAUAUUGCUGAGUGCAUGUCAAAGCUUGGAACUAAGCCUUACAUGAUUAGUGCCUUGGGCCUUGACAUUGCUGGAAACUUGCUGUUGGAGUACUGGAAUUCUGCUGGGCUAUCCACUGAAGGCAUUCGAAAACACCAAGAUACCAGAACUGCUGUCAUAACCAGCACAUUUGAUACCCAUGGAGAGGUUGUAGUUGGGGUUGCAGAUGUGGAAGCAGUUGAAAAGUUCCUCACUCCUGAGUGGAUUCUGCAAUUUAAGGGAAAUAUUUCUUCUGCUUCAGCAUUGUUGGUUGAUGCAAAUCUGAAUCCUCCUGCGUUAGAAGCUGCUUGUCAGGUGGCAGCAGAAUAUAACAUUCCAGUUUGGUUUGAGCCUGUUUCAGUUGCAAAAUCCAUUAGAAUCGCCUCAGUUGUCAACAAGGUAACUUUUGUUUCUCCCAAUGAAGAUGAACUUAUUGCCAUGGCAAAUGCUUUGUCGAUUGGAAGCAUGUUUCAUCCAAUCGAAAGGGAUAAUAUCAAGUCAACAGAAUCUUUAUUUCAAAUGUUAAAACCUGCCAUCUCAGUUUUGCUAGACAAGGGUGUCAAGAUAGUUGUUGCUACUCUAGGUGCAAAUGGAGUGUUCUUAUGCUCCAAGGACCCAAACUGCAUGAGUAGUAGUUGGGAAAGAGCCAAACGAAAUGGAUUUAGCAGAUGGUUGUACGACACUGUAGCAUCAAGCUGCUCCUCAAGUAAAGUUUCUGUAGCUAUGCAGGGUGAGGGGCAUUCUUGUCUUUUUGCUGCACAUUUUCCUGCCCUUCCUGCCUCAGUUGUGAGGCUUACAGGUGCUGGUGACAACAUGGUUGGCGGGAUACUUGCUUCUCUUUGUUCAGGCUUAGAUAUUAUGCAAAGUGUGGCAGUUGGUGUUGCUGUAGCCAAAGCUGCUAUUGAGACAGAGACCAAUGUGCCUUCAACAUUUAGUCUGGCCUCUAUUGCAGAUGAUGCAAAGUGGGGCUACGCAGCUGCCAAAGUUAUGGUCCAUCGGUCGAUGCUGUAAUACAUUCAUUUCGUGUUACAUCAUGUGAUGUGUUGGUAAUGCUUAUAACAAAAAUUGCAAAAGUUGAAAUGUUGAACACACGAACUGGUCAUAUUGUUGCAAAUCAAGCAGCAAUGGCUCAAUCUCUCUCAACCUGAUUGUGGUUUGCGUUGCUUUCCUCCCUCAAAAUGCAACAAGUUUAGGUGCUUUUCCUUGGAGGUCACUUUGCUGGGGAAAUGUCGGGCUUUCGCUGCGCUCCUGAAGACAAUAUAGAAUCAAAGAUUUUGUUUUAUUUUUUGACGAUGACGAUGAUGACCCAAUCUUGCAAAAAAAAAAAAAAAAAAAA
Jatropha curcas is the source of this 1673-nucleotide messenger RNA. Its product is annotated as pfkB-like carbohydrate kinase family protein. The record is from RefSeq and is a predicted model, not a curated record. Lineage: Eukaryota; Viridiplantae; Streptophyta; Magnoliopsida; Malpighiales; Euphorbiaceae. Gene Ontology annotation, cellular component: cytoplasm. Gene Ontology annotation, molecular function: pseudouridylate synthase activity; hydrolase activity, acting on glycosyl bonds; kinase activity.